This is a messenger RNA of Wickerhamiella sorbophila, 2202 nucleotides long. RefSeq names its product Nuclear cap-binding protein complex subunit 1. Gene Ontology annotation, molecular function: RNA cap binding; mRNA binding. Gene Ontology annotation, biological process: mRNA export from nucleus; nuclear-transcribed mRNA catabolic process, nonsense-mediated decay. The record is from RefSeq and is a predicted model, not a curated record. Lineage: Eukaryota; Fungi; Ascomycota; Dipodascomycetes; Dipodascales; Trichomonascaceae. Bases 1 to 2202 code for a protein of 733 amino acids. Gene Ontology annotation, cellular component: nuclear cap binding complex; nucleus. The transcript has a single exon.
AUGAAUAAGCGCAAGAGAGUUCAUGAUCACGAGCCGCGGCCACGAGCUAGCCCUGUCGACCAGGAGAAGGCACGAUUGAGGAGAUCGAUUGCAGAGAUUGGUGAGCCUUCUAGAAGCCAAGUCGAUGAAGUGCUUCGUGAGAUCACCGAUGCGAUCGUUUCGGCCCACGAAGAAGUUCGACCACCUGUUCUCGAGACAAUUUCAGCAGUCGUGUUUGAACAGCCCCACAAAAUCCCGCUCUUAUCUUUUCUGGUGGAUUUAGUCAAUCGCAAGCUACCCUCUUUCUCCCGUACCGUGGUGGAAAUGACACAUACUGUUAUCGCGGAUGCUCUCAAGUUUGGGCUGUAUCGUAAACUGGAUGUGUUUCUCCGCUUUGCUGCUAGCAUUUCCGUGAUCGAUGGCAACAAUGUUGAGGAACUCAUCGCUGAUCUUGCCGAGCGGGCUAAUGAUAUUCCUCACCUGGCUUUAGGGCACUCUCUGUACAGCGCAGCUGUGUUUGCUACACUUUAUCGUCUUAACACCGGUGCUCCCAUGAACGAGAGAAUUGAAAAGGCACUUUUGGCGUUUAGUCCUGUUGUAGAAUGUGAUGCGUCCGAGAUUGCUCCUUUCUAUGGUGAGAAUGCGCCUUAUACUGGUCAGUUCUCAAUUGUGCUGUUAGCUGAGGCGGUUAGGAACGCUCAGGCGGAGGGCUGGCCCACCGACUUUUUGCUCAAAGCCAGCAGACUGCUGCCGGAAAUUACAGACGAGGACUCUAAGGAAACUCACCGUUUUCCAGCUGUUCAAGUCGCUAAAGCCGACGAGCUGGUUCCUAGCAGAAUCUCUCGUCAUGAGCCUCUUCGGCCUCCUAUCUGGACUCGAAUUUAUUUGCCCAGAGAUGGCAUCAAAACCGUUCCUGAGCCUAACACUAUUUUUGCUCAGCUUUUGCGUGAUGUUGCGAGUGCGAAUAUCAACCAAAUGGACUUCAACCGAAAGGAGGUUACAAGACAAUUGAUCACGCUCGAUAUUUUCUUUGAAUCGACCAAAUUUGCCCCUCCUGGUGUUGCAUUCGACGAGCUUGUGAAUUUCACGGAUGGCCGCAGCACCAUCAAGGUUGAGGACGUUGCUUUAGAAGCUGUUCUGGACCAAAUGUUCAGACUGCCCUCGCCUGGUUUCCCCACGGUAUAUUUUGAUACGAUCCUGAUUGAGGCCUGUGUUAUGGCACCACAGGCCAUUGCCCCCGUUUUAGGGCGGGCUCUGCGGUUCCUUUUCGACAACUGCGAGAGUUUGGACGCUGAGGUGUAUUUCCGAGUCAUUGAGUGGUUUGGCCACCACAUGAGCAACUUUGGGUUCACAUGGAAAUGGACCGAAUGGACCGAUGCUCUCAGUUUACCCAAGUUACACCCUAAGCAAGUGUUUAUGCGGGAGCUUAUUUGCAAGCAGGUUCGUUUGAGUUAUCCUCAGCGGGUUCGAGACGUUCUACCGAGCGAGUUUGUGGGAUUAGUACCUGAAAUCUCUGAAGUUCCUGAAUUUUCAUAUGCCAAUGAUGAGAAAGUCAGUGCAUUUAUCAAGGCAGCUCAGGAGUCUGUGGAAAGAGGUCUGGAAGCGUUUGACAAGCUGAGAGAAGCCAUCACGGCAGAAAAGAUCGGUCAGGAAGCGUCCGAAUUAGACAAGGCUAUUUCUAGUGUUCUUGUGAGCUCUAUUUGCCAACUGGGGUCCCGAUCGGUUUCCCAUGCAUCUACUUGGGUCAAGCAACUGUCCUCUCUGGUUCGGGAUAACAUUUCUGACCAGCAGCUCACUAUUGAUGCUAUUAUGAGUUUCUGGAAAGAGCAGCCUUGGACAGGUGCCUUGGUGCUUAACAGGUUCGUUAUCGAGGGCCUCGUGUCGUCCGAGUCUAUUGUCAAGUACGUCACCAGUCACAAAGACCUUCUUAUUUCAAAUUUAGGCUGGGAAAUGCUUGGUCGUUAUGAAGAAGGCCUUGAGGAAGCUGUUCAGGAUAUUUCGGUUGACCCGUGGUGGGACGAGCGUCUGAAGAAGGCCCUGCUGCGUCGCAAAGCAGCCAAGGCCCAGGUCGCCCAGCUGGUGGCUGCAGAAGCCGCUGAAAGCUCGGCGCCGGCUCAGCCGGAGCAGAAGCUAGUUGCGGCCCCGCCCUCUGAGCAGGAAGCAACCACGGAAGUCAACGAACUGAACGCACAGCCGUCUGAAGAAAACGGUGCGGAAAACUAA